ACACCUCCCCAAAUUCACCACACAACCACCAAAUUUAUUAACCCAUUUCGUCUCCUUCCGACGCAUCGCACUCACAAAUAAUCUUCGUCAAACCACACACAACCCCACCCGCCGCGUCACCACUUCUCUCUCUCUCUCUCUCUCUCUCUCUCUCUCAACAAUGGCGACAGGGAUGCUGAAAAGAGCUAUCUACAGGUUCUCAACUACUUCCCCAGCAUCGAGGCUAACCCUCCUCCGAGCUCACGCAUCCGAAGCCCAAGCCCAGCAAGUUGAACCCAAAGCCCGUGAUACCACCUCCCUGAAAAAAUUCCAAAUCUACCGAUGGAACCCGGACAGCCCCACAAAGCCAGAGCUAAAGGAAUACGAGAUCAACCUAAAGGAGUGUGGGCCCAUGGUCCUCGAUGCUCUAAUCAAGAUCAAGAACGACAUCGAUCCAAGCCUAACGUUUCGUCGCUCUUGCCGCGAAGGAAUCUGCGGUUCAUGCGCGAUGAACAUCGACGGCUGUAACGGACUCGCUUGUUUGACGAAAAUACCAUCGGAGGGUUCGGAUACAACGAUAACUCCACUUCCUCAUAUGUUUGUGAUAAAGGAUCUUGUGGUUGAUAUGACGAAUUUUUAUAAUCAGUAUAAGAGUAUUGAGCCGUGGUUGAAGAGGAAGAAUCCACCUUCCGAACCUGGGAAGGAGAUUCUUCAGAGUAAGAAGGAUCGUGCUAAGCUUGAUGGGAUGUAUGAGUGUAUACUGUGUGCUUGCUGCAGCACAUCAUGCCCUAGUUAUUGGUGGAAUCCUGAGUCUUAUCUUGGUCCCGCUGCUUUGCUUCAUGCUAACAGGUGGAUAAGUGACAGCCGUGACGAGUACACUAAGGAGAGAUUGGAAGCUGUAAAUGAUGAAUUCAAGCUCUACCGCUGCCACACCAUAUUGAACUGUGCCCGUGCCUGUCCAAAGGGGUUGAACCCUGGAAAGCAAAUUGCACAUAUCAAGUCGCUUCAGCCAAAAGCUUAAAAUUCGAUCAUUAGAAGUGUUGUGUUUCUUUUUUAUCAUUUACAAACAUUCUUGUACUUCAAACGUGGGGACUUUUUAGCUAUAUUCAUAAUAAAACCUCAGGCCCCUGAUGUAAACUUGGCUUUAAAUUUUAUAUGGUCUUUUUGUUUUUGAAAUAAAUGUUGAUAUCCAACAGAGUUCAUCUCAUAAAUUAUGGUUUUCAAAAUGUAUCCAACUUGAAAUUGGAAAACAUGCUUGCUUCGGCAAAUGACAGUUUCAAUGUUGAAACAACAAUGCAACUUGGAAAAUACUUGUAUAGUCACAAUACAUUUAGGAUUGAAGGAAGUUGGAAUCUACAUAAUCAUGCAACUUAACCCUGCA
Cicer arietinum (chickpea) is the source of this 1360-nucleotide messenger RNA. RefSeq names its product succinate dehydrogenase [ubiquinone] iron-sulfur subunit 2, mitochondrial-like. Gene Ontology annotation, cellular component: mitochondrion. The record is from RefSeq and is a predicted model, not a curated record. Lineage: Eukaryota; Viridiplantae; Streptophyta; Magnoliopsida; Fabales; Fabaceae. Gene Ontology annotation, molecular function: electron transfer activity; 2 iron, 2 sulfur cluster binding; oxidoreductase activity. Gene Ontology annotation, biological process: tricarboxylic acid cycle; respiratory electron transport chain; aerobic respiration.